This is a messenger RNA of Elephantulus edwardii (Cape elephant shrew), 939 nucleotides long. RefSeq names its product olfactory receptor 1030-like. The record is from RefSeq and is a predicted model, not a curated record. The transcript has a single exon. Gene Ontology annotation, biological process: G protein-coupled receptor signaling pathway; sensory perception of smell. The coding region runs from base 1 to 939 and encodes 312 amino acids. Gene Ontology annotation, cellular component: membrane. Gene Ontology annotation, molecular function: G protein-coupled receptor activity; olfactory receptor activity; odorant binding. Lineage: Eukaryota; Metazoa; Chordata; Mammalia; Macroscelidea; Macroscelididae.
AUGUCCAGAAGAAACUACACUGAAGUCACAGAAUUUAUUCUUUUGGGUCUAACGAGUCACCCAGAACUACGAGUCGCUUUCUUUGUUCUGUUCCUCGUUGUCUAUAUUGUUACAGUGAUAGGAAACCUGGGAAUGAUCGUUUUAAUCAAAAUCGAUUCUCGACUUCACACUCCCAUGUACUUCUUUCUCUCAAGCUUGUCUGUGUUGGAUCUGUGUUUCUCCACCAAUGUUACUCCCAAAAUGCUAGAGAAUUUCUUAUCCGAGAAGAAGACCAUCUCAUAUGCAGGUUGCUUGGUGCAGUGCUAUAUUGUCAUUGCCGUGGUCCUUACAGAACACUGCAUGUUGGCCGUCAUGGCUUAUGACCGCUACAUGGCCAUCUGUAACCCACUGCUCUACAGUAGCAAGAUGUCCAAGAGUGUGUGCAUUUGGCUGGUCAUUGUCCCUUACGUCUACGGCUUUCUCCUCAGUGUGAUGGAAACCCUGAGGACCUACAACCUCUCCUUCUGUGGUGCGAAUGAAAUUAACCAUUUCUACUGUGCCGACCCUCCCCUUAUCAAGCUGGCAUGCUCUGACACCUACAGCAAAGAGCUCUCGAUGUACAUCGUAGCGGGCUACAGCAACGUCCAGUCCCUCCUCAUCAUCCUCACCUCCUACAUGUUCAUCCUUGUUGCCGUCCUCAAAAGCCGCUCAGCAGAAGGCAGGAAAAAGGCUUUUUCCACCUGUGGCUCUCACCUCACAGUCGUCACCGUUUUCUACGGGACUCUCUUCUGCAUGCACCUGAGACGGCCCACCGAGGAGUCUGUGGAGCAGGGGAAGAUGGUGGCUGUGUUCUACACCACCGUGAUCCCCAUGCUCAACCCCAUGAUCUACAGCCUCAGAAACAAGGACGUGAAGGAAGCCUUGAGAAAAGCAAUAGGGAAGCAAAAAUUGGCUAAAUAA